AUGGCUUCUCUCGCUUCUCGCUCUGCAACCCAAGCUUUGCGCAACACUGCUCGUCGCGCUUCACCCCGCAUGGUGUCUGCACCGAUAAAAUCCCAGGCAGCUUCAUACUCUCUUUUAGCUAAAGCUGCUGUUGCCGCCAACGCAACAUCUGCCCAAAAAACCUCUUCUAUUGAGGGAGCUCGCGGAAUAAAAACCCUUGACUUUGCUGGAACGAAAGAAGUCGUUUACGAGCGAAGUGACUGGCCUUUGGCAAAACUCCAGGACUACUUCAAAGACGACACUCUUGCUUUGAUUGGGUAUGGCUCUCAAGGUCACGGACAGGGUCUGAAUGCUCGUGACAACGGCCUGAACGUUAUUGUCGGUGUCCGAAAGGACGGAGAAAGCUGGAAGCAGGCUAUGGAAGAUGGCUGGGUCCCAGGAGAAACUCUCUUCCCUAUCGAAGAAGCCAUCAAGAAGGGUACCAUCAUUAUGAACCUCCUCUCAGAUGCUGCCCAGUCGCAAACAUGGCACGAAGUCGCACCUCUUAUCACCAAAGGAAAGACUCUAUACUUCUCACAUGGGUUCUCUAUCGUGUACAAGGAAGACACCAAGGUCAUACCUCCUAGUGAUGUCGACGUUAUCCUCGUCGCACCCAAGGGGUCUGGGCGUACCGUACGUACACUCUUCAAGGAGGGACGAGGGAUCAACUCGUCCGUCGCUGUGUUCCAAGAUGUGACUGGUAAGGCGAAAGAGAAGGCUAUCGCUCUUGGUGUCGGUAUCGGUUCCGGAUACAUGUACGAUACCACCUUUGAGAAAGAGGUGUACUCCGACUUGUACGGUGAACGUGGUGUGCUUAUGGGCGCUAUUCAGGGUCUGUUCCUUGCUCAGUACCAAGUUCUCCGCAAGAAUGGCCACAGUCCCUCCGAGGCUUUCAACGAAACUGUCGAAGAAGCAACCCAGUCACUCUACCCUCUGAUCGGUGCUAAAGGAAUGGACUACAUGUUCAACGCAUGUUCAACAACUGCUCGUCGUGGCGCUCUUGACUGGGCACCAGUUUUCGAAAAAGCUAACGUCCCUAUCUUCGAACAAUUGUAUGAGAGCGUGAAGAACGGGACCGAGACCCGCAAGUCGCUCGAGUUCAACGGAAGAUCGACCUACAGGCAAGAUCUCGCUGCAGAACUUGAGGUUAUCAACAACCAGGAGAUCUGGCGUGCAGGCAAGACUGUUCGAUCACUGCGUCCUGACUACAAGCCCGAGUCAGAAUAA
Molecule: messenger RNA, 1245 nt
Organism: Lentinula edodes (shiitake mushroom)
Lineage: Eukaryota; Fungi; Basidiomycota; Agaricomycetes; Agaricales; Omphalotaceae
Product: ketol-acid reductoisomerase
Exons: 7
Coding region: 1-1245 (414 amino acids)
Biological process (GO): L-valine biosynthetic process
Cellular component (GO): mitochondrion
Molecular function (GO): ketol-acid reductoisomerase activity
Source: RefSeq, a predicted model, not a curated record